AGGCACAACCACCCAACCCAAGCACCCCUCAGCCAGGUCUUGUGGCUUGGCUAGUAAUCACCUAGGCGCUAUCCUCUCCCGCCAGCUAUAGAUCAGCAGCGCUCAUGCCACCCCCUUUCAGAAAAUCCAAUCGGCACGACAAUAGUACUUUAUUUCCUAUCACUCGAUAACUUCGCCCUCCGCCCUUACGCCUCCCGCUAGGUCCAGAUCCAGCUUCCGCUGAGACCUGCCAGACAGCGUCCGCCAUGUCGAGAAUCACCUCUCUCCCGUGAUGACCGCACGUCGUUAAGAACUAGGCGCGCCCCGCUGUGUGCGCUGCGCACGGCUAUCUGACCCUCGCAGGUCCCCCCGUGCAACCCCCCGCGCCUGCGCCUUACCUCCAUCCCAAUUCACUGACAGCCGAACCAAUGAGCGACGAUCAGCGUCCCAACCUCUCAGUCGCCGCGCCUGACGUGGCACGGCCGUCGCGUAAUUCCCACGGCGCUAUCAUGCCCGUGUGCCCCUCCACGGCAGCUGCGAGCCCCCGUGACACGCGUAGCCUGGGGAACGGGGAUUCGUCGCCGUCAGAAGCAGCAGCGGUGGGCUCGGACGAGUGUAGAGCGUCGAGCGGAGCGGUCGCCACAGCUUGCGAGGCUGUACAAGCGGAUCGCCACCCGCUGAUUAAUGUCGGCGCGGCUAUGUCGUGCGACGCGGACCCUACCGCUCGACAGCGCGCCGAGCUUGCGAGCCGCAGCGAGCCGGGAUCAGAUAGCGCCGUUUGCAGCGACAGCGCAGCGAUAGCGUGCAUCGCGGCUGGGAGGAAUGACGACACGCAGGCGACGGAAACAUGCAGUGGCGCGACCUGUGUCUGCCGCGCCAGCCGUCUUCGGCGGAAAUGCGCUCUUCCGCUCACGUCCGCAGACGAGGUGACUGGGACUGACUUCUGCUACGCCAGCCACGCGGGGUUCUUCGACGCGCCCCCCGCGUGCGUCUGCGCACACGCUGACUCGGCGGGGGAGAGAGAGCGCUUGGAGUGGUGGGAGCGGUGGAUGGACGGCGCCAGCAUCGUGGCGCACAUCACACCGUUCGCCAUCGUCGGGGUGUGCGUGCAGUUUCUGCUGGACGAACUCUUCGGCCCGGGCGUGGCGCACGUGACCAACGACGCGCUCACGGUGUUCGUGGACCUGCCCGCCAACAUGCUCGGCGCCUUCCUCCUCGGCCUCUCCGCCGUCGCGCUGCUCCCCGCGCUGCUCGCGCGCUCGCGCCACCUAGCCAUCGCCGUCGUCGUGGGGCUGUGCGGCAGCAUAUCAACAUUCGCCACGUGGAACCAGCGCAUGCUCUCUAUCGCCACUUCGGGUCUUUGGGCGCGCGCCGCCUUCGGCUACUUCACCGGAUCCGCGCUCCCCCUGCUCGCGCUCGUCGCGGGUGUCGACGCGGGCACGGCCAUCCGCCACGCUUCCGCCUCCGCGCGCUCCUCCCCCUCCGCCUACCUCCUGCCCUUCACCAUGCUACACGCCAAGCUCGCCGCGCCCACUCCGCGCGCGCAGUCCCCCCACCACCGGCGCCACAUUCUCCCCAUGCUGCUGCUCUCUGCCUCCAUGCUGCUGCUGGCGGGGCUCGGCGCGCUGCUGAUCCCCUCCUCCGCGCAGCAGUGGCGCAUGCUUGCCUGCGCGUGCCUGCUCGCCCCCCUCGGCACCUACCUCCGCUACCUCCUCCUCCGCUUCAACGGCGCGCCCUGCGCCCUCCGCUUCCCCUGCGCGCCCUCCCCCCGCUCCCCAGCCAAGGCAGCGCUGCUGGCGGGGGAGGGGGAGGGGGCGGGCGCGUGGGAGUGGAUGCCAUGGGGCACGUGGAUGGCGAACGUGGGCGCGGCGGGGAUAGAGGCUGCCAUCUCCGUCAUCUACCUCAAGUACCAGGGCAGGGAGAGCGAGCUGGCGGUGGGGGCGAUGCAGCUGGGGUUCCUGGCGUGCCUGUCCACGGUCUCCAUGCCGUGCUUGGAGGCGCUCUACCUGCACUACACGCUCAGAAGCCCCGCCAAGGCGUAUCUCUACGCGCUGCUCACCAUCGCGCCCUCCUUUGUGCUGGGCCUACUGGUGUACUCGGUGCCGUGCUGGCUGCUGGGCUUCGACUCACUCUACAGCCACAUCGGCUCCUCCCCCCAGCCCGCCCAGCCCUGACAGGGCUGGGGCAGCCAUGGGUGAAGGUGAUGAUGCCCCGUCAUACAUGAAGCCCUUGGUGCUGCUGGGCGCCACCAGGAUAGCUGGUGGUGACACACUCUGCAUGGAUGUGCUGGGCGCCACCAGACCUAAGCUGUGGCUGCUAGCCAUUCUUUUCCCUGCUGCAAAAGCAGCAGGAUGAGGAUAGUCGACUUCUUCUGUACCCUAGCAAUUGCAGUGCAAUGUAGCAAUCUGUAAUAAAAUAUAUACCUUAGU
Molecule: messenger RNA, 2408 nt
Organism: Closterium sp. NIES-67
Lineage: Eukaryota; Viridiplantae; Streptophyta; Zygnematophyceae; Desmidiales; Closteriaceae
Source: the annotation of a GenBank genome assembly